CGAUUCUACUUCCGGUGUAAACAAACGGCAUGUUUCGUUUUCAAAAGAGAUAACAUAGACAAGUUGUACACAAGAUAUGUUUGUGUCUGGAAAAGCAGCCUUGAUAACUGGGUCCACCAGCGGGAUUGGACAAGCUACAGCCAAACUUCUGGCAGAAAAUGGAUGCUCAGUCAUAGUAACGGGGUCAAGAUCAGAAGAAAAGGCCAGAGAAGCUCUGCAGGAUAUUCAAAGCACGGCUGUUGGCAAGGUGCAUUUCAUACAGUGUGAUCUUCGGGAAGUUAAAAAUGUUGAAGAUUUAUGUAAAAGAGCAGAUGAGAUAAUUCCAGAGGGCAUCGAUAUUCUAGUGAAUAAUGCCGGAUUACAGCAUGUAGCUCCCGUCGAUGAAAUGCCACUUGAAAAGUGGAACGAUUUGAUACAAGUAAAUCUGACAACUCCGUUCAUGCUUAGCAAACAUGUUGUACCAUCAAUGAAGAAAAAAGGCUGGGGGAGAAUUGUCAACAUCUCGUCCGUCCAGGCAAUGAUGGCCCACUCCAAUAAAACUCCCUAUAUAUCUUCAAAGACUGGACUGGUUGGACUAACGCGGGGUGUUGCUAUGGACACCGCUACCUUUGGAAUCACCUGCAAUGCCAUUUGUCCGGCAUGGACUGAUACACCCCUUGUAGCACCUCAGGUAAAGAUACUGGCAGAGAAAACUGGCAAAUCACUGGAGGAGGCUAAGCAUGAUUUGUUCACAAAUGCUACACCCACCGGUAAAAUAAAUCGACCAUCCCAGAUAGCUAAUAUGAUCCUGUUUCUCUGUUCUCCGGACGCUGAUAAUAUGACAGGGACAUCUAUUCCCAUGGACGGAGGAAUGACAGUGCAAUAAUUCAAUAAAUUACACUCAAUAAAAAAGGAUACACUAAAACUAUUUCACUUCUCAAAUACCUGUAAACUGUAUUACAAUUACAAAAAUUAUAAGCAUUGUUGAGUUCCAUAAUUUGAUUAUAGAACCUUCAUCUAUCAUAUAUAGUUAGACAUGUUUUGUCUUUGGAAGUUGACGAGUGUGUCAAAUUGGAAGAAAAAACAAAUCAAAACAAAAACGUUAUUUUCUGUGACCAGUAUUUCACUUCUCAUCAAUCUUGGAAUCAAUGGAGUCUUCUAUUUUCCGAAGUCUAAACUACACAGCGAAAUGUAUGAUGAUACCAGAGAUAGCAAAAUUAGUAAAGCCAUAUAUGGUCUUGAAAUACUGCCAUACAAGCAGUUCUGAUUAUCGUGGACUAAGUGUUUACCAGCCAAUAAGACACAGAGAUCAUUUAAUUAUAUAGAUUACAUAGAUAUGUCGGAUAAAAUAUGCCAAUAAUCCCGCAAAUGAAACUACUGAAAUUCACUCAUGUGAUAAACUUUUCAUCAAUGAAUGAAACCUCAUCGUGUUAUGAAUUAUAAGUUAAGUAUUGCCUUGGGAUCAAAAUGAUAAAAGUGUACAAACACCGGAAGCUGCCUGGUGUUAAGAGGAAAUUGUACGAGGCUAUUCUCCUUGUUUAUCUGUACUUUAAGACAGUGAAUGUAGAAUUAGAAUAUAUGUGGUGUUUAA
This is a messenger RNA of Saccostrea echinata, 1570 nucleotides long. RefSeq names its product D-beta-hydroxybutyrate dehydrogenase-like. The record is from RefSeq and is a predicted model, not a curated record. The transcript is spliced from 9 exons. Lineage: Eukaryota; Metazoa; Mollusca; Bivalvia; Ostreida; Ostreidae. Bases 77 to 865 code for a protein of 262 amino acids.